Molecule: messenger RNA, 981 nt
Organism: Phoenix dactylifera (date palm)
Lineage: Eukaryota; Viridiplantae; Streptophyta; Magnoliopsida; Arecales; Arecaceae
Source: RefSeq, a predicted model, not a curated record
AUGACGGGAACAGUGGUGUUGGCAAAGAAGAAUAGUCCAGUCAUCAUGGUAGAGCUUGUUGGGAAGAGGAGUCUGGUUGCCAAUGCCAUGCUUGUAAGGGAUGGGAGUGAAGAGAUUGGAGGAGAUUUGAGAGAUGAGAACUUAAGGAAGGUUCAGACUGGGUCCACCCCAUUCACUGCCUCGUCAGCUCCACAGCCCCACCGCUCCACUUCUCUAUUUCUGCGCCUCCCGGAGCGUCACCCAUGGCCUCGCCGUCUUCUGCCUCCCGAACGCCUCCCUCUCCGCGGUCCGCCGCCGCCGACGCGGCCGAGCAAAGUCCUCAAACCGCGCAACUUCAGCCUCGAUGAAGACUAUUUCAAGGCGCUUGACGAGAAGCACAUUAGAUAUGAUGCUGAAUUCUCUCGGCAUUUGAUGGCCAAAUACUUUUCUGGAAAGGCCUUUGAUGGAGCCUGUUUAGCUAAUCUGGUGCCAGCUAGACUGUUCUCAGACAAAAUGAUCAGUGUAAACAAAGAUGACAGUCCCAACCCCCUAGGGAAAGUGUAUGACCAAGAAACAAUUAUCGAAAAUGAGACUAUAAAGUCGAGCAGGUAUCCUUUUACAAGUUCAUUUGCAGAUCCUGUUCGACAUUAUGAAGAAGAGAAUCGGUCCGUAUCGCCUGCAGAAGAAAACAUCAAGUGCACCGGGCAAGAACAUCCAUCUAAGAAGAGCUCUUAAUGUUCUUGCAUCCGGGACCUGGAAUGGUUAGAGGAGUAGGCUGUUCACUCUGGAAGCAGCUAUGAUCAUCUUUCUGAAGGAAGAAUACUUGAAUCCUUGAAUAGCGAAACUAAAGAAAAUAAAGUUUUUAUACUUGUUGCUUUACAUGGGUUCUGUAUACCAAUGACUAGAUGCCAUAUGUCAGUUUUAACAUCUCAUGAAGUGAAUUUACUUGGGUCAUAAUCUCAGUUAAAACUUAACAGGGAUGCUUUCUAAUCUUUGAUUUCA